Molecule: messenger RNA, 2452 nt
Organism: Lemur catta (Ring-tailed lemur)
Lineage: Eukaryota; Metazoa; Chordata; Mammalia; Primates; Lemuridae
Gene: SEC61A2
Product: SEC61 translocon subunit alpha 2
Exons: 12
Coding region: 146-1576 (476 amino acids)
Biological process (GO): SRP-dependent cotranslational protein targeting to membrane, translocation; post-translational protein targeting to membrane, translocation
Cellular component (GO): membrane; Sec61 translocon complex
Molecular function (GO): transmembrane protein transporter activity; signal sequence receptor activity; ribosome binding
Source: RefSeq, a predicted model, not a curated record
GCGCGCGGGUCACGUGGCGCGGGGCGGAGCCUGCACGAGGCCGGCCGGAGCGUGUCGGGAGCCGGCGCCGAGGCCCGAGCUGCGGGAGCAGAGCGAAGGCAGCGCCGAGGCCGCCGCGCCCCGCCGGGCCUCCCCCGCCGCCGCCAUGGGCAUCAAAUUUUUAGAAGUUAUCAAACCUUUUUGUGCAGUUCUACCAGAAAUUCAGAAACCUGAAAGGAAAAUCCAGUUUAGAGAGAAGGUAUUAUGGACUGCUAUAACUCUCUUCAUUUUCUUAGUGUGUUGUCAGAUACCACUAUUUGGAAUCAUGUCAUCAGAUUCUGCAGAUCCUUUCUACUGGAUGAGAGUUAUUCUUGCAUCCAACAGAGGUACUUUAAUGGAAUUGGGUAUCUCCCCAAUUGUCACAUCAGGUUUGAUUAUGCAGUUGUUAGCUGGAGCCAAAAUCAUUGAAGUUGGAGAUACACCCAAAGAUAGAGCUUUAUUCAAUGGAGCCCAGAAACUAUUUGGUAUGAUCAUUACCAUUGGGCAAGCCAUUGUGUAUGUCAUGACGGGGAUGUACGGGGACCCUGCGGAAAUGGGUGCUGGGAUCUGUCUCCUUAUCAUUAUUCAGUUGUUUGUUGCUGGUUUGAUUGUGCUGCUGUUAGAUGAGCUGCUACAGAAAGGUUACGGCUUGGGGUCUGGUAUUUCCCUCUUUAUUGCCACCAACAUCUGUGAGACCAUUGUCUGGAAGGCCUUUAGUCCCACUACCAUUAACACUGGCAGAGGUACCGAAUUUGAGGGGGCAGUCAUAGCUCUGUUUCAUCUGUUGGCCACCAGGACAGACAAAGUCCGAGCUUUACGGGAGGCUUUUUAUCGGCAGAACUUACCCAAUCUCAUGAACCUCAUUGCUACAGUUUUUGUGUUUGCUGUUGUCAUAUAUUUUCAGGGAUUUCGUGUUGACUUGCCCAUUAAGUCGGCCCGCUAUCGAGGGCAGUACAGCAGCUACCCCAUCAAGCUCUUCUACACCUCAAACAUUCCCAUUAUCCUCCAGUCUGCCUUAGUUUCAAACCUGUAUGUUAUUUCCCAGAUGCUGUCUGUUCGAUUUAGUGGCAACUUUUUAGUAAAUUUACUGGGACAGUGGGCCGAUGUCAGUGGGGGAGGACCUGCUCGUUCUUACCCAGUUGGAGGCCUUUGUUACUACCUUUCUCCUCCUGAGUCCAUGGGUGCCAUAUUUGAGGAUCCUGUCCAUGUAGUUGUUUAUAUCAUCUUCAUGUUGGGAUCAUGUGCAUUCUUUUCUAAGACAUGGAUAGAGGUGUCUGGUUCCUCAGCCAAAGAUGUAGCUAAACAGCUUAAAGAACAGCAGAUGGUAAUGAGGGGUCACAGAGAUACUUCUAUGGUUCAUGAGCUUAAUAGGUACAUCCCCACAGCAGCUGCAUUUGGCGGUUUGUGCAUUGGCGCCCUGUCGGUGUUAGCCGACUUCCUAGGGGCCAUCGGCUCUGGCACUGGAAUUCUGCUUGCAGUCACUAUUAUUUAUCAGUAUUUCGAAAUAUUUGUUAAGGAACAGGCUGAAGUUGGCGGGAUGGGCGCUUUGUUUUUCUAAAUGUUCAAGUAUUUCUUUUUGUGCGUGUGAAAGGGAAAUACUUUGACACUUUUUUUCAAAUAAUGCUGGUGGUUUCCCCUUUUUCUCCCCCUCACAGUUUGUCUUCAAGUGCUGACUGUCCCACUUCUGAAAUGGGCACCGAGCUAAGCCUGUGUGCAGCAUCAGUACCAGCUGCCUUAAAACUAAAGUUUACAUUAUUCAUUAAAAAAUGUACAUCUAGUGUUGCCUGUAAUGCCGGAAACCAGUGUGUCUACCUUGCUGUGUUCAAUCAUGACAGUGAGAUGGUGACAUGGGUUAGUUUUGCACACAACAUUCAAAACACUUGCUAUUCCCCCUACUUGUUUAAAAAUAAAUGUAGUUCAAAUUGCCACUUUCCAGUAUUUUUGAGCUUAUUUAAUGAGUUCUGGAACAUUUAUAUCUAAUCUAUAUUUUAGAUAAUUACUUUUUAUACUUUUUUAACUCAUAGUAUCCCCAUACCCCCUCUUUUUAUUUGUCCCUUUUCAAAGCAGCCAUUUAGCCCAGAUGGGCAAAAUCAUGCAUCAAGUUACUUCUGUCACUAGAAACAACUGCUUCAAAUUCUUCUUCCUGUUUUUCAUUCCUCCUUUCUUCCCAGUGACAGCAUAAUCAGUGCUGUUGGACUGUAUUGGCUAUGCCUUCUAACUCCAACCAGUCACUUGAGAAUACUCUUUCAAGAUAUUAUGCCCCAAUUCUUUUCUUUUUUUUUUUUAAAUCUGUAAAGCAAAGAUCUAAUUCUCAAGCAAUGUCUGUAGUUCAGUGGGGGUGAACAAUGAGUAAUUCAUGCUAGGAAUUUGUGUAUGUUGUUGUACUUACAGCAGCAACAUGAGUGUAAACCGUAGACAAUAAACUUUUAUUUAA